CUCUUGGGGUGGGGGUGGGGGUUGGUGAAUCCCCCCUCACACACGCUCACUGCCCUCUGGGUGGGGGAGGGGCAGGUGACUGGCAGCUGGAAUUCCCUCCCCUCAUAACUGCCACUCACUUCCAACCCCGAACUGCCACCGCUCCGGGUGCAGCUGCCAAAUGCUGCCUGCAGCGGAUGGAAGGCCAGGAGACGAGACAGCCUCCGUCGUGGUUGGGCUCUCCGGGCACAUUAGCGCCCCAGCUCCCCCAUUAAGAUGGCUGCCCUGGUGUUCUGCAACGUGUGUUUCCGACAGCCCCGAACGGCCACGCCAAGGUUCAGCCUCACCAAUUGCGGCCAUGUUAUCUGUGAGCCGUGUCUUCAGAAAGGCAAAAAAGAUGAAUGUUUGAUUUGUAGAGCUCCUUGCCGUACAAUAUUUCUUUCUAAAAAGACAAAUCCCGAAAUUCAGUCACUGUUUAUGGGAAUAGAUAUGUUAUGCAAAAAAUAUUCAAGAGAAAUUACACAGAUUUCAGAAUUUCAAGAAAAACACAGAAGACGCUUAUUAGCAUACUACAGAGGAAAGAUUGCAAAAUUAGAAGAAUCUCUUAAGAAGGCAACACAACAGAUACAUCAGAUUCAAUGCAUGAGGCCUCCCCAACAAACUACUCAACCGUCAGUUUCCUCUACAGUUAGAAAUCCCAUUUCCACAAAACAGAAUGGAUAUUCUCCAUACAUACUUCAUCCCCACUGCCCAUCAACCUCAGAAAUGCUAGAAUCCAUGGAGGUUGACCCUGUACCUUCCCCAAUGAGGAAACCUGAGACAGUGACUGGUCCAACAAGACUGUCAUUGAUAAGCCCACCUCGUGAUGGACGUAUGGGUAGUAUUUCUUAUAAAGGUUAUCAAUCAUCAGGACUAACAGCAAGUCAAAAUAGCAUAGCAGGAUCUCUAAGGUCAACACCAGUAAGAAUACCACAUAACGAACAUUCGUUCUCUUCAUCAUCUGGCUCACAAAGUACUAGAAUAGGCUUAUGGGAUACUCCUGCUUUCAGAACUCCUCAGUUGUAUGCAUGUACACCACCUUCCUCACAGGCAUCUGUAACAAGACAUCCAAUCACCAUCUCCAGUCUUCUACAGAGGCAACAUGUAGGAUCUACUAAUCUUGGAGGACGUUCAGUAGAAAGAUAAGCAAAUGUCUGCAAUCUGUAUUGUUCAAUAAGCAUCUGGAGAAACCCUCCACUAGUUUGUGUACAUCGGAGAGUACAUGUAAUAUCUGUAAAAUGUAAUAUUGGAAUAAAACAACAAACAGGUCACCCUGGUGAAAGCACUCUUAAAAUAAUAUUGCUAAUUAACAUCCACAGUUCUUUUAAAUGGAAAUGGAAUAUUUUUUACUGUUCUUAAAAUCUUUGACCAAAAAUUUAUUGCAUAAAUAUUCACGCUUUUGUAACCAGGCAUCAAGACUAACAUGACUACAUAUUCAAUAAGAAUAUCUUUAAAGUACUCUUCUGUUGGUGAGAGCUUAUAAAUUCUCUGAAUCACCAAACUAGCCAUGUAUAUGAGUAGCUGCAAAGUGCAUAUUUGUUUAAAUGUUUGUGCAUGUAUACACUAUUGUGUGCAUGCUCUGUAUUAGAGAUGGGUCUAGAUCAAAACUCCAGAUCCUAACAUCUUAAUCUUUGGUGGUAUUUGAAUCCAGGAUACCAGAUCUUGAUUCCUAUUCAAAAGAACACUGUUGGCUUCCCCUAGAGAAAUGAACAAGUUUUCUGGGAUUUUAAAUUCUGGCAGACACUGCUGUGCCCCUGAGUAUAAUGAAGUAAGAGAUUCAAUACUCCACAAAGUCCACCAUUGGAUUUGGUUGGCACUCUCCACUUGCCAGACAGAGAGUAAAGUGGGGAAAGAGCAGCAGUUACUCUCAUGAAGAGACUGGAGGUCUGUCUGCUACCCUGAUAAAACACAGCAGUAAUGAAUGGGGGUCUGGAGACCAGCAGGGUGCCUGGGUGAUAGAGAUCUUUUGAGAACAGUUUUUGGUCUUGGAAGGACACUGUUCUUAUGAAAUUUCCACCAUUUUAGUUCAGAUGCUGAAUUUGGAUCCAAACUGCUAUCCUGGUUUGAAUAAAAAUCUCAAUUCCAACUUUGACAGCAUCCAAUUUUAAGCACAUCUGGGUCAACACAUUUCAAUUCAAUACACAAUUUUCUAUUGCUCAUAACUGAUACAUUAAAAAAACAUUUUUUCAAACCAAGCAAAGGCUUCAUUGAGGCUUAUGUACAUAGCAAGUUUCAAGCUACACAUUUGAGAAUUUUUUAUUGCAGACAUGUUCAGAAAUGUGUGUUUAAUAUUAUGUUAAUCUAUUUUACAGUAGAAAAUUUUGUCCCCACCCUCCUCUAACUCAAAUAGCAGAAAAGAUUCCCAAAUAAUUCACCUUCAGGCAGGAUUUUUUCCCAAGGUGAAUGAUUUGGAAAGAUAUUAAAACUAAAACUAAUGAUUACAAUGACAAUUAAUGUACAUCCUUCCAAUCUGCUUACAAUACCUCUGAGAGGUGAAGUUAUAAAAAUGUCAUUGCAAGCUUCCAUACUAAAUAGGUUUCAAUGAUUUCCAUAUCGGAUUAGUUCAGAUGACGAGUAAAAUAUAUUUUUCUGAACUGCCAUCUCAUCUCACUGCCAACUCAUCCUGGGAUCUGAAAGUCAAGCAUGUUCUUUCUGGCUUCUGAAAGCCAAAUUCUGCCCUUUGUUAUAACUGUUGAACUUCAUUGCUUUCUGGGGAAUUGUACAGAUGCAACUGAGGGCAGAAUGGAACACAAUGACAUUGCACAGUUGGCUCUUCAAAUGGAACUUACUUGGCAGUUUUGUUGAUGUUGAACACACCUGGAAAGAAUCCAGUUCACUCUUAGAGCUGUUGAUUCUGCAGAGCUGACAGUAAUUAAAAAUAGUAAAAACUUUGUCAUAAAAUAAUCAGCUUGACUUUGAAUACACACAGGGAGCAGAUUGUGUGAGUAGGAAGGUACCGUAGUUACAUAGUCAUUUUUCAUUAUAAAAGUAAACUAACUAAACUGUGCCUCAACCGAGCUUGUCCCCCUGUACCUUUUGAAUGGUAGCACUAGAGCCCUACUGGUUUCCUUGAGUGAAUCUUCUUACCCUUCAGAGUUCUUUGGCCCCCACUUGUUAAAAGGCAGCAUGUAGCGAGGAAGGCCUGUGAGCCUUCUCUUCCCCUCAGGCAGCAGCAAAACUUUUGGUGCACAACAUGAAGUUCCCCUUCCCAACACACACACAACCUGCAGGAGGCAGCCUGAGGUCCUCUCUUUCCUCACUCCUUUUCCCAGGCAGCAGCAUAACUUCUAUAGGAAUGCUCACCCACACAGUUUGAAUUUAUCUCUUGAGCUUACUAAUACUUCUGAAAAGUGGCAAGCAUAGGAUAUUUUCAAAAGACUUUAACAGUCUGGGGUCCCUUACUAAGGUAGUAUCUAUCUUAGGGUUUUAUACUGCUGCUCGUCCUGAAGUAUCUGGGUGCCUUCCACAUAAAAUCAAUAGCAAUAGCUAAGUUCCUAUUGGACUUCAUGGAGUCCCUGGAACAUCUCUCUUUUCAAAAUCAAAACACUGUUUGGGGUAAGGUUUUAGGAAUUAUUUUUUUUUACAUUGACAUUGAUAGGGAUUUGGGAAUAGAAUGGGGUGCUAAUAUUAUGUAUG
Mauremys mutica (yellowpond turtle) is the source of this 3654-nucleotide messenger RNA. RefSeq names its product ring finger protein 212 (gene RNF212). The transcript has 12 exons. The record is from RefSeq and is a predicted model, not a curated record. Gene Ontology annotation, cellular component: synaptonemal complex. Gene Ontology annotation, biological process: protein sumoylation; reciprocal meiotic recombination; homologous chromosome pairing at meiosis. Gene Ontology annotation, molecular function: SUMO transferase activity. Lineage: Eukaryota; Metazoa; Chordata; Testudines; Geoemydidae. Bases 256 to 1164 code for a protein of 302 amino acids.